Molecule: messenger RNA, 922 nt
Organism: Stylophora pistillata
Lineage: Eukaryota; Metazoa; Cnidaria; Anthozoa; Scleractinia; Pocilloporidae
Source: RefSeq, a predicted model, not a curated record
UAGAGGUUUGCAUCUUUUACUCAUCACCUCUAACUUCCUCUAUUUAUCAAGGUCCACCGACGGUCUCUGUAGCAGGCGACUAAUGUUUAUGAAUCGCUUCUGGCUUUUUACAUUUGCCUGUGCAAUCUUUAUCAUCGUGCACUCUGCACCGAACUGGGGGCCACUACCCAAUGAAUACUUCCAAGAAUUUUAUGACCAUUACAGUGAAAAUAUGCAAAAUCAUAUCGAACAUCUCAAGCAUGUACACGAGGCACACCAUGAAAAUCAAAACAGGGUGCAUGAAGAAUUCCAAGAGAACUUCUAUGACGUCAAUGAGAGACAACAAGAAGGAUCAGAAAGUGACCAGGAGGCGUAUGAACGAUCACAGGAGGACCUGAGAUUUGCAAACAGCGACAAGAGAAGUAUACUGCACGGACGAGUCAAUCCACGAAUCGGCGAGAGAGAGGCUAAGACCUUCCUUCGACGAAGAAGCGUCUUACAAUAAACAAGCAACCAAACAAAGAAGCUACAUGAGAGACUCAUACAGCCCACUCAAGGCCUCCAUUCCCUGUGAAUAGGUUUGGCCAGGUUUUUUCUACGUGACCUUUUUUUAAAAACCUAACGACAAGAGAUAAUGUAUAUAUUUAGCCAAGCCUUAAAGCGUUGGUCCAGCUGGUUAAUUUCAUUGCUCGAUAACAUCAUGACGCUGAAGCUGAAGCUACACACCCGUCUGAAGCGAAAAUGCCCAGGUUUACACAGCCUCAACUCUGGUUUAAAGAACAAGGUUAAAAGUUUGAAUUCUGGGAGUCAUAUAUCACAAUCACCAAUGCAUCGUGGCUGAAACAGGUCAAUUAAUGCCAUUACAUCUCCCAUACAUUCAUGCUUAUAGGAAAUCAUUCUUUGUCACUGAGUGCCAUUUGUUGUAAUUCUGCCAAACAUAAAA